AUGUUGCUUUUGUCGGUGUGGAGUGUGAUAUUACUACUGACCCCACUGGAGGCUGCAGAGGAGGAAGAUGUGCGAGCAGGCUGCAGCACAGCUGUGAAUGACCUGGUGUAUAUUGUUGAUGGCUCAUGGAGUGUCGGAACCUCUGACUUUGAAAGGGCCAAGCAGUGGCUUGUCAACAUCACCAGCCAAUUUGACAUCAGUUCGCACUACACACAGCUGGCUGUGAUCCAGUACAGUGACACACCUCGAUUGGAGAUCUCUCUGGGGACACACCAGGGCGGAGCAGAGCUCAUCGAGGCCAUACAGAGCAUCCCCUACCUGGGAGGAAACACACAGACUGGAAGGGCCAUUAAGUUUGCUGUGGACCACGUCUUCGCUGUAUCUCAGCGAGCCAGCCAAGUGAAGAACCGCAUUGCCGUGGUGGUCACUGAUGGAAAAUCUCAGGAUGAUGUGGUAGAUGCCAGUAUGGAGGCACGAGCUCAGGGCAUUACAGUAUUUGCAGUCGGGGUCGGCAGUGAGAUCACCACCUCAGAGCUGGUCUCCAUCGCCAAUAAACCAUCAUCCACCUACGUCCUGUAUGCAGAGGAUUACACCAACAUUGACCGUAUCCGAGACUCCAUGAAGCAGAGGCUAUGUGAAGAGUCUGUUUGUCCCACAAGAAUCCCAGUGGCCUCUCGUGAUGAGAAAGGCUUUGAGCUGCUGUUUGGCCUGAAUAUUCAGAAGAAGGCCAAGAAGAUCCCCGGCUCUCUGGUUUCUGAGAUAGCAUACGCCCUGACUGCAACCACAGACAUUACUGAGAAUACCAGAGAGAUUUUCCCAGAAGGCCUCCCUCCAUCCUAUGUGUUUGUGGCCACCCUGCGUCUACAGGGGUCUGCUUCAAAGCUGACCUUUGACCUUUGGAGGGUGCUGUCAAAGGAUAAGGAGAUGCAAGCGGCAGUGACGCUAAGUGGAAAGGAUAAAACUGUCACCUUCACCGCCACGAGGCUAAACGAAGUGGAGCAAAGUGUCAUCUUUAAAUCUGGAUUCCAGAAUCUGUAUGAUGGAAAAUGGCACCAGCUCAAACUUCUGGUGAGGCCAAGCCAGGUCACCGGUUUCCUUGACGAUGAGCUGAUCCAGGGAGUCAUGUUGGAGCCGAUGGAGCCCAUUUACAUCAAUGGGGAGACGCAGGUGGCUAAGAGGAGAGGAACAGACCUCACUGUGCCGGUGGAGAUUCAGAAGCUGCGUCUGUACUGUGAUCCUCACCAGAGUGAGAGAGAAACUGCUUGUGAGAUCUACUCUGUGGAUGAUGAAAGGUGUCCUUUGAACCGCACUGCCUCAGAGGAGGAGGACGACUGCAGUAACUGUGCAGUCGGACCCCCAGGGCAGCGCGGCCCACCAGGUCGCAUGGGUUUCAGAGGAGAGAAAGGAAGGGAAGGACCACCGGGACCUGAUGGUAAGCCUGGUAAGGACGGGAAUCCCGGGGCUCAUGGCCCUCCUGGAUUAACAGGGUUGAAGGGUGAAGGGGGGCCAGACGGACUGAGAGGGGAGCUUGGUCUAAAAGGGGACAAGGGAGACAGAGGGCAGCCAGGCUUACACGGAGAACCAGGGCUCCCUGGAUCCAAGGGUCUUCCUGGAGAGAGUGGUGAGGCAGGACCUCCGGGAGAGGCUGGGUCAAUGGGGGAGCCAGGACUACCAGGCACCGGUGGACUGGUCGGGCCAACAGGAACAAAGGGACAGACGGGGGUUCCUGGAUUGGCUGGUGCUGCUGGAGCUCAAGGUGCCCCGGGUGUUCAGGGGGCUUCCGGUGAAGUCGGCCCAGCUGGAGCUCCGGGAGAGACAGGGUUGCCUGGGCAGCAGGGACCUGCAGGAAUGAAGCCAUCGCUCGGAAUCCAGGGGCCCCCGGGGCCGCCCGGACUGAUCGGCCAAGAUGGUCCCAAGGGAAAGUGUGGAGAUCCAGGAGUCGCUGGUUCUUUCGGUCCUGCAGGCCAGAAGGGCUCGACGGGCGAGGCUGGUUUUCCAGGGCUUCCAGGUGGCAUGGGGCUGCCGGGGUUCAAAGGUCACAAGGGGGAGAGAGGAGAGUCUGGCUCUAAAGGAAACCAGGGGGAGAGAAGCAGAGAUGGAGAACCUGGGACUCCUGGUGUGCCUGGCGAAGUGGGACCCAGGGGAAGGAAAGGAGAGAAAGGUGUGACAGGUGACACGGGCCCGAGGGGUCCUGAAGCAAAGAAAGGUGACAUGGGCCACAUGGGUACUGUUGGUCCCAGGGGAUUUCCAGGCCAGGAUGGGAUGCCAGGCCAACCGGGCCAGCCAGGAUAUCCAGGGAAACCUGGCAAACCUCCCUCAGAUGAACAUCUCCUAAAGCUUCUCACUGAUGUUCUGCGAAAUCAACUCCCAGCACUGCUCCAGACUUUGGCCCCCCCAGCAAGGUGUGAACCCUGCCAGAACAUCAAGGGACCCCCGGGCGAGCCAGGAGCACCAGGUACCAAAGGCUCCAUGGGAACUCAAGGCUACCCUGGCAGGAGCGGCUCUCCAGGCUACCCAGGGCCAACUGGACUUCAGGGUCCUGCAGGCAUCAAAGGUGACGUGGGAUCCAGAGGACUCAAGGGGAGCAAAGGAGAAGGUUACCGUGGACCUGCAGGACCACCUGGACAUCCAGGAAUUCAGGGUCCCCGGGGAUUUGAUGGAAUUGGCCAUCCAGGCAAUCAGGGAAUUCCUGGGAAACAAGGACCUCAGGGAGACCCUGGUAAACGGGGAAGCUCAGGGCCUCCAGGAGUGUGUGAUAUUUCCAUGUGUUAUCAGAGCUACAACCUCAGGGAACAUUACAGCAAAGGACCCAACGUCUGA
This is a messenger RNA of Limanda limanda (common dab), 2820 nucleotides long. RefSeq names its product collagen alpha-1(XXI) chain-like. Lineage: Eukaryota; Metazoa; Chordata; Actinopteri; Pleuronectiformes; Pleuronectidae. The transcript is spliced from 32 exons. The coding region runs from base 1 to 2820 and encodes 939 amino acids. The record is from RefSeq and is a predicted model, not a curated record.